AUGUCCCAAUUGCCUAAUAGAAUUCCUGUUAGGAAUGUGAAAGGGGGAGGUCCAGUUCCAGCUGGUUCAAAUGGUGUUGCAAGUGAAAAUGGUAAAGUACCUUUAACAGCCAGUAAACAGACUAAUCCAACUCCUACUACACAACCAACCGAUACUUAUAUCCCAAACCAUUUGAGUGACCUAGUUCCUGAAUUAAAAUCUUAUGAACAGCUAAAGGAAUCUGAGAAAAGAGUGGACGUUUUUCUAGCAAGGAAACGUAUUGAUUUACAACAAAGUGUGUCUCAAUGGAACAAUUCUAAAUCAGGUAUCACCACUUCACAUAAUAAGAACGAUGUGAAAUAUCUGAGAAUCUUCGUAUCUAAUAUUGCAGAGAAUCAACCAUGGCAAGAUGAGAACAAUGAUAUUCAAAACGCGUCAUGGACAAUGAGGAUCGAAGGAAGAUUACUGGAUACACAGGAAGUGCAGGACCCAGCAAGGCCAAAAUUUAGUUCCUUCUUACAGGCUAUAGCGGUAGAUUUUAAGAAACCAAGAGACGAUGAUGAUGACGAAGAUGAGAACUCUAAAGGUGAGGAUGGACCUAAGGCUGAGGACCAGGAUGUAGACAUGGAUGGGACAAGGAACGACUCGCUAGUGGGACUUUCACUACCGAUGCAGAUGCCAAGUAACCCUAACGAUAAUAAUGUUCAAGAGGAAAAGCCAAAGAGUGAUAUUACGGACGCAGUUGAAUGGCAUUUUGACCCCAUAAAUCCUGUUGACUUUGAUGGGCUCGAUAUCAAGAGGAAUGGUUCUGAAAAUAUCGAAUGCACCCUUACCAUUCAAUUGAAAGGUGUUACAGGUGAACUUCUUGAAUACUCACCUGAAUUGGCUGCUGUAAUUGGUCUUUCACAAGGAUCCCUACAUGAGGCGGUUUACUCGUUGUACAAGUACAUCUUAAUUAAUGGUCUGUUGACCAACGAUGAGAACAAUUUAAGAGCUCCAACUAGUACCUCCUCUGAUAGCACUAACGGUGAAAAUACUAUAGUCAAACUAGACCCUAGCUUGACUAAACUAAUACGCCAAAGGCCGGCACCAGGCAGCGAUGAACCUUUACCUACCACAUUACGUCUUUCAGAAAUGCUCAAAUUGGUAAAUGCUCAUGUUUCUCCCAUAAGAUCCAUCAAGGUGGAUUACACAGUACGCGUUGACAAGGCUUCCACUUAUGGUGAGCUUGUAUUCGAUGUCGAAGUACCCAAUUUUGCACAGCAAUCAAAGGAGGAGGACGAAGUCAAGAGGGAAGGAUUAUCGCUAUUAUCAGAUUUCAACAAAUUGACUGCCGACUUGAAGCCCCAAUUGCAAGAACUGGAAGCCCGUAACGCUGCAUUACUGCUACAACUAAACGCAAGCGCCAAGAAAUACCAGUUUUUCAACGAACUAUCGAAGAACCCAGUUGGUGUGCUGCAGGAGUACAUUGCAUCUUCUUCAAAUGCUCUAAAAGUUUUGUCUGGCGAUGAAGGUUUCAACGAAGAUACGGUAAGACGUUCGCAAUUUUACAAGGACAACGAACAGAUGCUAUUUGAAAGUCUGGGAGUACUGCUAUCCAAUGGUAGGAUGUGA
Molecule: messenger RNA, 1593 nt
Organism: Zygosaccharomyces rouxii
Lineage: Eukaryota; Fungi; Ascomycota; Saccharomycetes; Saccharomycetales; Saccharomycetaceae
Gene: RSC6
Product: Rsc6p
Exons: 1
Coding region: 1-1593 (530 amino acids)
Biological process (GO): regulation of transcription by RNA polymerase II
Cellular component (GO): SWI/SNF complex; nucleus
Source: RefSeq, a predicted model, not a curated record